UUUUUAUAAAAUGUAAUUUUUUCCCCUUUCAUAUUGUUUAGGUCAUUAUUUGUCAUCUUAUAGUGUGUGAAUUUUGUUUUAUAUCUGUAACCUAUAAAUUGAAUCGUCUGUUUGGUUUGACUAUUCUGAAAUGUGUGCGUAUGCAUUUGCAGCAUUUUGCUGACCUGUUUGCCUUGCAGUUUACUUCCCUGAUGACACAAGAAGGAUAUCGCUUAGUUACUGAUAGAGUAGUCCCUAAUCCAGGCAAUGUAAUUCAUUCCUCAAGCAGUCAACAGCGCACUGUUACCAUUAGCGGUGCCACUCAGAUAGCUAAUAGAACACUAGAGUUGUCUUCCUCGACUUUGACCUAUGGGCUAUGUCCUACCAUGCGCACUGCCCUGACUGGCAACAUGUUAGCAGGACCUGGAGGCAAUCUUUUCCCCACUGUCUCCCACACUGGCAGGGGAGAUUCUGAACAAACGUGCUCAUUUACAUUUUCUGAUGAAGCAAAGAGAGAGACUGCAACAGCAACUAAUGCAGAAAAAGUUAAUGGUGGGGAGAUUGGGUGUCAGUAUGAGUGGCCUGGGUACGAUACAGUUGGGUGGUGGAAGCCAGGGGCUUGGAAAUGUAGGUGCAGUGGCAAAGGCACCAACUUUUUCAGAUGUGGCAUUUGUCUUAAACAACCAGCAGCCACCACAACCACCUACCCAUCAACAACAGAUACUGAAUCAGCAUCAGAUGAGAGGACCUCACCAGAGCUAAGCGCCAGCCAACUUAAUCGAGUAUACCGGUUCCCAUCUAACUAAAGCUGGCCUGCAACAUAUUGGACAGCAGCCUCGACUGAACCAUGGCUCAGCUUCACAACUGACGAACAGAGCGAAUAUGGUGUCUGGCCCUCAUAGCCCGGAGUUGAGUUCACAAUCUCAUGAUCAUGGAUCUGUAAGCGGUCAUAAAGGAACCUCCUCGAGGAAUUUUACUGAUCAAUAAAGAGUAUAUUCAAUA
Molecule: messenger RNA, 981 nt
Organism: Rubroshorea leprosula
Lineage: Eukaryota; Viridiplantae; Streptophyta; Magnoliopsida; Malvales; Dipterocarpaceae
Source: the annotation of a GenBank genome assembly